Messenger RNA from Penicillium egyptiacum, 2424 nucleotides. The record is from the annotation of a GenBank genome assembly. Lineage: Eukaryota; Fungi; Ascomycota; Eurotiomycetes; Eurotiales; Aspergillaceae.
AUGGAUAACCGCGGCUCCUUUUUCUUCUUCCUGCUGGUGUUCUACCUUCUCCUCAGUUCUCAGUCUCGACCGCCAUUGAUCGAUGAGGAUCGGGCACGGCAACGCGAGCUUGAUCAUGAGCGACAGGUCCUUCGGCUGUUGAAUGGGUCAAACUAUGGCGACUUCGAUCCACCCGCCGAUCGAUGGCUUCCUUUUUCUGGCUUGAGGGGGAAUGACAGCUACGCUUGGGACCUUUUCCCGCAGGUCAAAGGCCUGGCUCGCCACCAGUUACAAUCAGCGGUCUCAAAUGCCGGAUUAGAACCCCCGGAUGGUCUAGAACACCCCACCAUCUCGCCCACGUUGAACUUGACCAAGCUCCUACUUCCAGUAUACCGCAACUCAACCGGAAAGCUUCGGGGGGACUGGACUCGGCGAACUGAAGGUGCUGAUCGCCUUGAGCCUCUGAACGCGACGGCCAUCGCCGAAGAACACGAAUACUUCACCCAUGAAUUCAGUCAUAAUAUCACUGGCAAUGGGGGCACCUUUUACUUUGAUCUUGAAGAGGGAGGUGGUGAAGAGAUUCAGAUGGGCGAUGGAAUUUUGAGAGAGAUGCGAGCCAGUUUGACGGUCGAGAGCGAGGACUUCUGGGGAAGUACCUGGUACAUCUCUUUGUUUGGUGUGCACUUUCCAGACACCGGAAGUAUCGUUUUGACUACUACCAGUGAGAAAUUUGGUGGCAUCUUCUCGUUGCCGCAUUUCAUGCUAUCUUCUGACACUUACGAACUGUCCCACCAGCUUCUUCUCAAGUCGCUGUCAGACACCAUCUCGGAGAAGCGAAAUCGACCCCCAACACUGUUCCCUUGGUCCUCCCUAGCAGGAACAGAGCAGAUGGAGUUUCCUGCACCUAAAUGUGAACAUAUCAUCUACUUGCAGCAGCAUCCAGUUAUGCUCGACAAUGCCCCUGCUGACCGAUUGUUAUUGGAGCGAAUGGAGCAAGAGCUCAGAUAUCCUAUGGGAGCGCCAAUCCCAGAUCCUCCUCUUAUGGUCAUGUCUGCUGUUGUCUUUUCCCCAGAUUGCGGGUACAUACUUCAAACGAAAGGAACCCCCGAGUUCCCUCCUUCUGAUUCGCUAUAUGUGACUGGGCCAAAGCAUGAAGAGUACAGUAAAUAUGCAGCUCGUCUCAUCUUCGUGGUUUCCGGUGUUUUUGUUGCACAGAUCGCCCUGCUUCUCCGACAGAUCAAAGAGGCUUCGACUCCUUCUACCCGGAGUCGGAUCAGCUUCUAUACCGUCGCAUUGAUGGCGCUCGGUGAUGCAUUUGUUUUGACAUUCAUUGUUUUGGAACUAUACGCGGCAGUAUCUUUCUUGGUUCUGACCACGGCAUCAUUUUUGGCGUUUCUGUCGGUGAGUUAUAUUGGAAUGAAGUUCAUGAUGGAAAUAUGGGCAGUGCAAGAGCCAGAAAGAAGAGAGCAAAAUCGUUCGCCCAAUCCAUCAGGUCCGACUACUCGUCCAGGAACUUUGCCUUUGCCUGCCACUGCUCCGGUGCGAGAGUCGGGGACGAUCGCAAUCAUCUUGUCGCCCGACCAAGAUGCCCCCGACGAUGAGAUGGAUUCACCGCCACCAGCCACCCGAACCACUCCCCCAACUCCAAGGCAAAUCCGCAGCGACGUAGGAACGAUGUACGCACGGUUCUAUCUUGCGCUGUUUGGCAUGCUCAUCCUGUCAAUCUGGGCUUUCCUCCUACCGAGACGCCUCGGCUCGAUCUACACCCGAUUUUUGGCAGCAGUCUAUCUCUCCUUCUGGGUUCCACAAAUCUACCGCAACGUGAUGCGAAAUUGCCGCAAGGCGCUUCGAUGGGACUUUGUUGCCGGCCAAAGUGUUCUCCGGCUCUUCCCAUUCCUAUACUUCCUCACAGCCCGUGGAAACGUGUUGUUUAUCCGCCCCGACUAUACAAGCGCAUUCAUCAUGGCUGGAUGGGUGUGGAUCCAAGCUUGGAUCCUGGUCAGCCAGGACGUUCUCGGACCACGCUUCUUUGUGCCUCGUGGCUGGGCGCCGCAUGCAUACGAUUAUCAUCCCAUGCUGCGCGAUUUAUCCGGGGCGGACGAAGAUCUCGAAGCUAGUGGUGGCGUUUUGUCAAUUGCAUCCCUGCGGGGCGAUGAGCGUGAUCUUGUCAGCGACUCUAAAGACGACGAUAAGCAGCGGAAAGACCGCAAGAAGGCCAUAUUUGACUGUGCUAUUUGCAUGCAGGACAUCGAGGUGCCUGUCCUUCCUCCGCCUUCUUCUGCCUCGGGUGGAAGUAGCGUCACCGACGGGGCCUCAAGCAUCUUGAGUCGCCGGUUGUACAUGGUCACUCCUUGUCGUCAUAUCUUCCACACUGCCUGUCUGGAAAGCUGGAUGAGGCUUCGCCUCCAGUGUCCGAUCUGUCGUGAAUCCAUACCUCCUGUAUAG